This is a messenger RNA of Echinops telfairi (small Madagascar hedgehog), 1536 nucleotides long. It is a transcript of the gene CPZ, whose product is annotated as carboxypeptidase Z. Gene Ontology annotation, biological process: proteolysis. The record is from RefSeq and is a predicted model, not a curated record. The transcript is spliced from 9 exons. Lineage: Eukaryota; Metazoa; Chordata; Mammalia; Afrosoricida; Tenrecidae. Gene Ontology annotation, molecular function: metallocarboxypeptidase activity; zinc ion binding. Bases 16 to 1536 code for a protein of 506 amino acids.
UUCGAUGCCAUCGACAUGGCCUGGCCCUACUUCCUGGACUGCGAACGCUACUUCGCCAGGGACGAGGAGGGCUGCUUCAACCCCCUGCAGCAGCUGCGUGGAGAACUGGAGGCGGAGGAAGUGCCGCCUCCGGGCCUGCCGCCACCCCCCAUCCGCUUCGUCCACCACUCCUACGCUCAGAUGGUGCGCGUGCUGAAGGGGACUGCGGCCCGCUGCGCCCACAUCUCCACGACCUACAGCAUCGGGCGCAGCUUCAACGGCAAGGAGCUGCUGGUCAUCGAGUUCUCGGGCCGCCCUGGACAGCACGAGUUGAUGGAGCCCGAAGUGAAGCUCAUUGGCAACAUUCACGGCAACGAGGUGGCCGGCCGCGAGAUGCUCAUCUACCUGGCCCAGUACCUGUGCUCCGAAUACCUGCAGGGCAACCUCCGCGUCCAGCGCCUGCUCAACACCACUCGCAUCCACCUGCUGCCCUCCAUGAACCCAGACGGCUACGAAGUGGCAGCUGCUGAGGGUGCUGGAUACAAUGGGUGGACAAGCGGGAGGCAGAACGCGCAGAACCUGGACCUGAACCGCAACUUCCCCGACCUAACGUCUGAGCACUACCGGCUGGCAGGGGUGCGAGGCGCACGCACUGACCACCUGGCCAUCCCCCAGCACUACUGGUGGGGUAAGGUGGCCCCAGAGACGAAGGCGAUCAUGAAGUGGUUGUGGGCCGUGCCCUUCGCACUGUCCGCCAGCCUCCAUGGUGGCGACCUCGUGGUAUCCUACCCCUUUGACUUCUCCAAGCACCCCGAGGAGGAGAAGAUGUUCUCCCCGACACCCGAUGAGAAGAUGUUCAAGCUGCUGGCCCGAGCGUACGCGGAUGUGCACCCCAUGAUGACGGACAAGUCGGAGCAGCGCUGUGGGGGGAACUUUCUUAAGAAGGGGGGUAUCAUCAACGGGGCCGACUGGUACAGCUUCACCGGAGGCAUGUCCGACUUCAAUUACCUACACUCCAACUGCUUCGAGGUCACGGUGGAGCUGGGCUGCGUCAAGUUCCCGCCCCAGGAGGCGCUCUACACCCUCUGGCGGCACAACAAGGAAUCGCUGCUCAGCUUCGCGGAGAUGGUGCACCGCGGCAUCAAGGGCGUGGUGAUGGACAAGUUUGGGAAGCCGGUAAAGAACGCCCGGGUGGCUGUGAAGGGUCUCCGCCAUGACGUCACUGCAGCUCCCGACGGUGAUUACUGGAGGCUGCUGCCCCCGGGAACCCACAUCGUCAUCGCCCAGGCCCCUGGCUACUCCAAGGUCAUCAAGAAGGUCACCAUCCCCGCCCGCAUGAGGACGGCCGGCAGGGUAGACUUCAUCCUCCAGCCUCUGGGGGUGGGGCCCAAGACACUCCUCCCUGGGCCCCAGAGAGGGGCCCUGGGGGCCGACGGCCUGCAGGAAGGGCUCCCCGGGGUACGGAGGCAGCCCCCCACCCAUGGGGGCAAGCCCUGGUGGUGGUCUUACCUUAGCUCGCUGAGCCCACACAAACCUCGCUGGCUGCUCAAGUACUAG